Messenger RNA from Epithele typhae, 786 nucleotides. RefSeq names its product HAD-like domain-containing protein. Gene Ontology annotation, molecular function: phosphatase activity. The transcript has 8 exons. The record is from RefSeq and is a predicted model, not a curated record. The coding region runs from base 1 to 786 and encodes 261 amino acids. NCBI's taxonomy places the organism in Eukaryota, Fungi, Basidiomycota, Agaricomycetes, Polyporales, Epitheliaceae.
AUGACCUCCGAAGCUGCGCCAGAGAGCACGCUUCCGUACCCGCCCCUCCACACGGACAAGAAAUUCGUCGUCCUCUCCGACUGGGAUGGCACGAUCACCACUCGCGAUUCGAACGACUACAUGACCGAUGAGCUCGGAUAUGGCCCCCAGAAGCGCAGACAGGGAAACCUUGAUAUCCUUGCGGGAAAGGUCACGUUCAGGGAUGCUUUCCGUGAAAUGCUGGAGAGCAUAUCCGGGAACGGCCACAACUUCGAGUUCUGCAAGGAGGAGCUCAAGAAGAACAUAACCCUAGACGGUGGAUUCAAGGAUUUCCACAAGUACUGCAAGGAACAAGACAUCCCUGUGGUCAUCAUCUCCAGUGGCAUGGAGCCUUCCAUCCGUGCGGUCCUCUCCAAGCUCAUCGGCGAUGACGCGAAGGAGAUUGACAUCGUUUCUAACAACGUCGACAUCCACCCCGACGGCACCUGGUCUAUCAAGUAUCGGCACCCAACCAGCGGGUUCGGGCACGACAAGAGCCAGGCGAUCCUGCCGUACCGUCGGCUGCCCAACCCACCGCUCAUCUUUUUCUUCGGCGAUGGCGUCUCUGACAUGUCGGCCGCGCGCCACGCCGACGUGCUGUUCGUGAAGUGCAAGGACGGCGGAGACAACGACCUAGCCGCGUACUGCCGCCGCGAGGGCAUCCCCCAUAUCCUUUUCGCGGACUUUAGCCACGCGCGCGUGGUGGUCGCUGACAUCGUCGAGGGGCGCACGACGGCGGCCGAGGCGCUCGCGAAGGGCAAGGCGUGA